AUGGCGACACCGCAGCCGGGCCUUCAAAUCGGGCCCCUGGCCUCAACCGUCGAGGUUGUAGGCUUCAUCGCUUUGACAGGCGCUGCUUGGUUCAACGGUGCCGAACUUCUGUGGACCAUCUUUUUGUCUUUCCAACGAUGGCGCGGUCGGUACUUCUCCUGCCUAGUAAUCGCCUCACUGGGCGUUCUCGUCUACCAAUCCAACGUCUUCCUCAUGAUCUUUGGAACGAAUGUCAAUUAUUAUGGUGUCAUUGCUUCGAUCAAUAUUGGUUGGGCGGCGAUGGUGACGGGUCAGUCCCUCGUGUUAUGGUCUAGACUUCAUUUGGUUUGCCGUAGCCAGGUCAAGUUGCGACUUAUCUUGUAUAUGAUCAUAGGAAACGCAGUGUGCCUUCAUAUUCCACAAACUGCUUUUUCCCUUGCCAUCAAAAAUGGCGUUCUUGACCCAACCUACAAACCGUUCGAACUCAUGGAAAAAAUUUCCAUUGCCCUCUUCACUGCCCAGGAGCUCAUCGUCUCAAGUGUCUACCUCAUGGAAACAGUGCGCAUCCUUCGCGUCGGCGAACUUGUUCAAAAGCGCAGCAACCGGCGCAAGAUCCAGCUCCUCUUCCUCGCAAAUGUCGCCAUCAUCUGCAUCGAUGUCAUUACCAUCACUCUCGAAUUCCUAGCCUUCUGGGGUGUGUGGUGCAGCUUCAAGGGCUUUGGAUACAGCGUCAAGCUCAAGAUUGAAUUUGCGAUUCUCAACCAGCUGCGCGAUUCCGUCAAGCAGUCGACGUCAAGCAGUCGGUAUGGCCAGGCUUCAGGCCAGAGUAUCAGUCUUUCUUCAUACGGCAGAUCGAGGAAGGGAUCGAAGCCAUCGGCGGUUGUCCUGGAGAGGCAGAAGUUCGAGGAGAUCGACGAUCAAGAUCUAGAUAAGAUUGUGAAGACGACGGAGUACUCGGUUCGGCACGAUAAUCACGCGACUACGGCGCAUUCUUUCGCGCUUCCGAUUCAGUCGACAACGCCAGGCGCAGAUCGCGGUGGGGAGCCCCACAGAAUGCCCUCAAAGUCGUCAUCCGAGGUCGAGUUUGCGAGCAAGGGGUUGUAG
Molecule: messenger RNA, 1083 nt
Organism: Lindgomyces ingoldianus
Lineage: Eukaryota; Fungi; Ascomycota; Dothideomycetes; Pleosporales; Lindgomycetaceae
Exons: 2
Coding region: 1-1083 (360 amino acids)
Source: RefSeq, a predicted model, not a curated record